Molecule: messenger RNA, 3260 nt
Organism: Eriocheir sinensis (Chinese mitten crab)
Lineage: Eukaryota; Metazoa; Arthropoda; Malacostraca; Decapoda; Varunidae
Exons: 9
Coding region: 188-3067 (959 amino acids)
Source: RefSeq, a predicted model, not a curated record
GCCAAACGGCGUAGGGGCGCGUCCCCCGGUGGCGGAUGGGGGAAUCCUCUUUGAGGAUACACAAAAGUGUCGCGGACCAACUUGGCCUAUAUGAGAAGGAAAACUCUGAUUCUAAACCCACCUACUAUAUGUAGGUGUCUUUAAUUAUGUUACAUGCAAACUACAAUGGCAUUUCUGUUACAGGCAGAUGCCAAAUGAAACAGGAACAAUGACUGAUACAGAUAAGCAGAGCCAGAACAGCGAGUCUGAUAUAGACGACUCAGACCGUGAUGAACACUUUGAUGUGCGAAAGUAUCAUCAAGCUACAAAGCGAAAAAAAGAAUGCCUAUCCUCUUCAGAGGAAGAGGCAAUCCUCUCGGAGUACCCAAAAGAACUCUGGGAACAAAUGGAACGUAGAAAGAAGAGCCAAAAUGAAGCUCAGAGGCCAGGCUGUAGUCAAUGGACUGACGGUAGUGCACAGCCCACACCAGCAGAGCAAAACCCUGCAGGUUCUCCCCCAAGUGCCUCAUCAGUAGAUGAGACAGAGGGUGAAAUGUCUGUGCCAAGGCCAAGGAUAACCGAGGAUGAAAUGGAGCUACUUGCCCGCCAAACCCAAGGCAUGGGCACUUCGGAAAUCCUUGAGAAGGGUUUCUUGGAUUCUGAAAAACGCAGACGGAUCAAGGAGACGUUUGAAGAGCAUGGGACUGUCCCAACUCUGAAGCAGGUGGAGAGUCAUUUUGCAUCUCAAAUCGCCUACCAUGAAGAGGAAAUAAAAAAGUUACACGAGAUGCAAAAAUCAUGGAAGACGUUGGCAGAAGAAUUUUGGCUAGGUGUGAAGGAUGAGCAGGCUGCUAGACUUCAGGCACACCUCGGGGAGCACCGGCCACGUCCUAGGAAAAGAGAUGCUGUGAGCAGGGUGCAGCGGCUAUGCCCACUGGCGGGAUGUGGUGGGAGGUGCAUUAACAUCAGGCGACACCUCAGUCAGUGCCAUAAGCAUCUUAACAAAAGUGAUAUUGAUACGUUGAUUGAAAAAUACUCUUCAUUGCAAAAAGUAGUGCAAUCAAAGAUGCCAAAAAAGCCUCCAGUUAAAGACAGCUCCAGCAAACAGAAGAGCAGUAAAAAAUAUCCUUCCAGACAGUGCUCUGUCUGCGAUAAACGAGUAAAAAGACUUGACAUUCACGUUGAGAAGAAACACUCCGUGAAGCGGCGCACAAAUACGUUCAGGGAUAUCAUGCGCCAAUCUCUGGUGCUAUAUCAGGGCACUGAUGAGAUUGAAACUGUGGAAGUGGCAUCUGGGAAAUCAACCAUUUCCCUAACAGAUGGAAUAAAAUCAUUCCUGAACCAUUUUGAGAAGUAUUUGAGGCUCUGCACUACGCACACGGACUCAACCACAAGAGCGCAAAGGCGCAUGGUGAAUAAUGUUCUCACCCACAUGGUUCAAAACGAGGUUCUGACGACCCUGAGUGGCUCUGCCAUCUGCAAGCUACUGGUGAAAAUAGAUGAUACUGAACCUCUUGGAUUCUUGCCCAGCAAAAGAGAGAUGUUCAGUGUGGGUUACAAAAGAAAAAUUGUAGAUGCAUGCAGACGAGCUGUUGCAUGCUUGGAAUGGUCGGAUGAUGAAUUGUACCAUGUAGAGAAGGAUGAGGCACGUGCAGCAGACAAGCGCCUCCUCAUUAUAACAAUGAAAUACCAAAAGGAGGAGAUCAUUGAGAAGGGCCAAACCCGACGUAAGAAAGAAUUAGAGAACGUCACAAUGGAAGUAAUCGAUAAAAUCCUAAAAUCCGAUUACAUCAAGAACGCUUCUGACAAUGCUAAGAAGUGCUUGACUAACCCAGAAGUGAGACCUUUGGCCCUGAGUGACUUUACCAAGCUCAGAGACGUCCUCAUCCUUACAUUGAUGAUAAAAUCAGUAAGAAGACCCAUGGAGUUUGCUGAAUUCACACUGGGUGAAUAUCUCGAGAUGGAGGAGAGGAGGACAAAAGGACCUGAGCCUGAAAACUACUACGUGAUUCGAGUUGCGAGGCAUAAAACAGCUCAUCAAGGACCCUCGCUCCUCUAUCUGGAGGAAUCUGACAAAAAGGUGUUGGAUGCAUACAUAUUGUUCUACCGGCCGGUGGUAACGUCCUGCAUGGCUCCCAGCUGCCUAGUGUUUCCCAAUAGGAUUCAAAUGACGGAGGCCAAAUGUUGCUCCAAAAUAACAUUUUCCAAUUUGAGCAGGAUUGUGAAUAAGACGGCGAUUAAGUCCACAUCCCAUUGCAAGAUUACUUCAAGGAUACUUCGCCGCUCCCAGAUAUCAGCUCUCUGGGAAAAAUGUGAUGACCCAGCCUGGAGGCAGAAGGUCGCUGAGCAAUGUUGCCAUUCCCUGGCUACCGCCACUAGGUAUUAUGACUAUUCCAGUAAAGUGGAGCCAGGGAAGUUAGUAGUGGCCACAUUGAGGCAGAUGAGGGAUGGCCACAGAAAUGACGAUGCGCACACCGUCCUCGAGGGCGUUCCCGGUGUGCAGCAUAAGAACACGCUCUCCAAUGACCUGGAUGAUCCCGAGAGCGUGUGUCCCGCAUCUCGAGAAGUCGGUGAGCAAGAGCCGGGGGAUAAAGAGUAUUUCCUAAGGCCCACUACCCCUCCACAACGUAGGGGAGAGACAUUGGAUCAACAAGAUGUCGAAAGUGUCCUGUCGUACUCUUCAAGUGGUGAGGAUGUCAGUAUACUAUCAUCCCUAGGAACCGAACCCCCAGGAGCAAGCUCAUCUGUGGGAAGUGUCUUGUCAUACUUCUCAAAAGGAGAUGGCUUGUCAGGUGACGUGAGUGUACUGUCAUCACUGGGAGCAGGAGAAUCGGCAGGACCAAGCACUGACUACAUUGGGAGUUUGUCUCCAGUAAAAUUGCCCGACACUGCAAAUGUCUUCAGAGAUAUAAGGAAUGCUAUUGAGGCUUGUAACAAGCGUACGGGGGAAGGUCCUGUUGUCUUCAAGUGGGUAGAGGUAAAAGCUUACUUGGAUAAAAAUAAUUCUCAGUAUAGAAAACUUUCAGCUACGCAGCUCAGGUAUAAAUUUAAGUAUCUGAAACAUUUAAAGAAGAAAUUGCAUAUAUAGGCCAUGCAUGUAAGAUGAUAGGAAGCAUAAAUCUUAGCGGGACAGCAGAUGUCUGGAAUUCCCGCAUCUUGCUUUAGCCAAGCGAGAAUCCCAGUCAUCCGUCCCAUAAGGAGUAGAUGAGGAUAUAAUAGGAAUAUUGGUACAAAACAUGUUUACGGAUGUGUAUCUCAUGUCAAAUAAAUCCAAAAAAGCA